AUGAAUUUAAUAAUUAAUGCAUUCUAUAGUAACAAAGAUGUUUUUCUUAGAGAAUUAAUUUCUAAUUCAUCAGAUGCUUUAGAUAAAAUGAAAUAUCAAGCUUUAACAAAUCAAAUAUCAAAUACAUCAGACUUAAAAAUAGAAAUUAUUCCUUUAAAUAAAGAAGAUAAACAACAAUUACUCAUAAGAGAUACAGGUUGUGGUAUGACAAAAGAAGAAUUAACUAAUAGAUUAGGUACUAUCGCUAAUUCAGGUACUAAAGAAUUUAUUGAAGCAUUUAAACAAUCAAUGACUGAUGACAUGUCACUUAUAGGUAGGUUUGGAGUAGGUUUUUAUUCAGCUUAUCUAGUUGCAGAUAAAGUAGAUGUAUAUACCAAAUCAUUCAAAGAGCAAAAAGUUUACUUAUGGACUAGUGAAGCAGGUUCAACUUUCACCAUAGAAGAAUCUUCUAAAGAAAUGGAUGUAGGUACAGAGAUAAUAUUAACUCUUAAAGAUAACUGUAAAGAAUACUUAGAUGAUAAAAAAUUAAAAGAAAUUAUAAAGAAACAUUCACAAUUCAUUUCAUAUCCAAUAUACUUAGAAGUAAAAAAGAUGAAGGAGAAGAAGUUAAAGAAGAUGAAGCUCAAGUAG
Molecule: messenger RNA, 630 nt
Organism: Alosa alosa (allis shad)
Lineage: Eukaryota; Metazoa; Chordata; Actinopteri; Clupeiformes; Clupeidae
Product: heat shock protein 83-like
Exons: 2
Coding region: 1-630 (209 amino acids)
Biological process (GO): protein folding
Molecular function (GO): ATP binding; ATP-dependent protein folding chaperone; ATP hydrolysis activity
Source: RefSeq, a predicted model, not a curated record